CCUGAAGUGUUGUAGGAAUUGAUUUCCACAGCAACAAUAUUGUAAAGACCAACACAAAUCAAGUAAACUCCCUAUCAAAGCCUUGACUAUUAUCAACAUGUCAGCAACUAUUGAAGUCCCAGCUUCCUAUUCAUCACUGUCCUUCAAGGACAUUACCGUCUCGCAUGUGCCAGCAGACUCGCCUACCGCUACUAAGGUUCUGAUUUUAGCCUUUAACCGUCCAGAUAAGCAUAAUGCUGUUACCGAGAACCUGCUUACUGAGCUUGAGACGGCCUAUCGAAUUAUUGAUCAAGACGAGCGAGUUCGGGCUGUUGUUCUGACUGGCACAGGGAAGGCUUUCUGCGCGGGAGCAGAUCUCCAGAUCGGCUUUUCUGGGCUGAUGGCUCAUAAAGCGAGCGAAGAGUCCAUUGCCAGAUAUAGAGACCAGGGAGGGCAAGUCGCUCUAGCAAUUGCCAACUGCACCAAACCCACCAUUGUCGCCAUGAACGGCCCGGCAGCAGGCUUCGGGCUCACCAUUACCUUCCCCGCCACCAUCCGCGUGGCCUGGUCUGGAGCAAAAGUCGCUCUACCUUUUGCCCGUCUGGGUCUGAGCCUCGAGUCUUGUAGUGCCUAUUUUCUUCCGCGCUUGGUCGGUCUAGCUAAGGCGAUGCAUAUUGUCACUACUGGUGAUACCUACGUUGCCUCCGACCCACUCGUCAGUCCUUUAUUCUCGAAGCUCCUUCCGACUCCUCAAGAAACUGUGGCGUACGCCGUGGAGCUUGCGUCCAACAUUGGAGAGAAUACCUCCCUUACCAGUACUAAGUUUAUGAGGGACAUGCUGUUGUAUAAUUCCGACACUCCAGAAGAAAUGCAUAAGUUGGACUCGAAGGUCUUCAUCUCUCUUGUUGGGUCCCAGGACAAUGUGGCAGCAUCUUGCAUCUGUGACUGCACGCCAUCACUCUUCGUGAACAUGGCCGAUACUAUGUCAAAUAUGUCAAGCUUUGUCUGGUCAUCAAUGGCGUCGUUUCUCAGUUGGAGAACGCUGGCGUACGUAUUCAUGUUGACGAAUCUCAAGUCUUUACAUUUCAUGUGGUUUGCACGUUUCCUUCGUGCUUUCGUCCGCCGACUUACCGACUCUGCUCCUGAGAAACAUCUUUCUCCUCGAUGCAUUUUUCUCCCUGCAAUCAGCGCCACGCGAUCCCCAGCAUUAGAAUGCGAUUAUAAUCUCCACAAGUCAAACUCGACAUAUUUCACAGAUAUGGACAUGUCUCGUGGCAACUUCAGUCUCGUUCUCUUCGGCAGGGCUUUUAAUCCAUUGCCAGGGCCAACGCACUUCACUAUGAUUUUGGGCGGCACAACGUGUACGUGGCGCAAGGAGAUCAAGCCAUAUGCCCGAUACGAGCUGUGGACCCGGGUUCUCUCGUGGGAUGAGAAAUGGUUAUACGUGGUAACUCAUUUCGUCAAGUCUGGUGUUUUCCACCCGACCGAGUUUGUGAUGCAACCUUAUAAGAAGUCGAAGACAGCCAAGGGACAGGAGAAAGAGGAUGUUGAUACGCUCAAAUCGGUUUAUGCGUCUUCCGUGGCUCGCUACGUCUUUAAGAACAACAGACGCACCAUACCACCAGAGGAAGCGCUCCGGAAAAGCAACCUGCUUCCUAACGAUGAGGCUAGCUUGGCAGAUAUUGAGAAGAAAAGGGCGAGCAGUCUUGCAGUCUUCCAUUCGUAG
Molecule: messenger RNA, 1705 nt
Organism: Fusarium redolens
Lineage: Eukaryota; Fungi; Ascomycota; Sordariomycetes; Hypocreales; Nectriaceae
Product: ClpP/crotonase-like domain-containing protein
Exons: 5
Coding region: 98-1705 (535 amino acids)
Source: RefSeq, a predicted model, not a curated record